AGAAUAUCUGAAGGUGGAGCUUUGCAGAGUUCCUCUUGUUUCAUUGACAGUUAAAACAUUAUAUGCAGACAGCACACAGCAGUGAAGCUGUGGUUUACCCGCUGUCGCUGUCACUGCUCAUUUUGAGGUUCACCUAAACAUGAGUGACAUUAACCGUCUCUGUCUGUGGACUCUGAUACUCAUACAUGCAGACACUGUGCUUUGUAGUACAACGCCCACUAAGAUUUUGGUGCGAGAUGUGGGAGAUGCAGUGGUCCUCUCCUGCCUGGUGGAGCAGACCACACUUCCACCCUUUGGGGUUUACCUAAAGCGCUCAAAGCUGCUGCCCCGUGAAGUCCUGUUCAAGUACGAGAACACAGAGGCACACAUACUGGAUCCGGAGUGUCAGAACCGGACCAGCGUGAGCGGAGACCCCAACAUUCACGCAGUCAAUGUGACCAUCACAGACCUGCAGCCUUCAGAUACAGACCAAUACCACUGCGAGUUCAAUGUGCACAACCCGGACUCUGCAGACACAGUCCAGCGUGGGACCACUGACUUUUUCCUCUUGGUCAGAGGAGUUGUGGAUGUUGACAGAGACUGGGUUAACACUUGUGUUGGGGGCUCCGCUCUGCUGCCCUGUGUGUCUCCUGUGGAGGACAGUUCUGCUGUGGAGGGUGUGGUCCUGAAGAGACAGAGGGGGCGGUGGCCUGUAGAGCUCUUGUACCACUCCAAGCACACAUCAUGGUCCUCACGCUACUUUGUGGACAGGGUUCAGCUGAGUACUGCCCCAGGACCGGGGGGUAUCAGCUACAGCCUGACAGUGGGAGCUCUGCAGCCCGAGGACAGUGGGCUGUACAGCUGCCAGCUGCUGCUGCAGGGUCGGCCUCAUAGUCUCUCCAUGGGCCCACAGGGGCGCUAUGUAUCUGUGCAAGAUGACCAGUGUGGCUGCUCCAGUUACUCCACUUUGAUUUAUGCAUUGUCUGCAGCUGUGGCUGUCACAUUUACCCUACUGUUGGUGACCGUACUUGUGCACAGAGUAAAUAACUUGCGUGCAACAGCAACACCUGCCCCUCCUCCCAUCUAUGAAGAGAUGACAGGUCUGCAGCCCCUGAGCUCCAAGAGGUCCAAGGGCCACGCAGAUGAGCCACAGUCCGAGUACAGGAACAUUUCCCUGAAUGACCCUCGCCUAGAGAACCACUACGAGAGUCCAAAUGGCGCCAUCAUUUACAAAGAUGAGUGACUGAAAUGGACUCUGCCUGAUAUAUAGGCAGCUUUCUUCUGGUUUCAAAGGUUAAGAUAUAACUAAAAAAAUAACAAAAAAUAUAAACAAAACCAAAAAAAUUACACCAGGAAUAUACUGUAAUUUACAAGCCAUAUUGAAUUGUAUUAUAUAUGUGAAGGUCUUUUUAACUUAUGCCCUACCAAAUGAAUCUAGAUUCACAAGUGUUAAAUUAAAGUUAAAUACCUCAUCACUGAGCUUCAGAUUUAUUGAAGACAUUGGACUUGGAUAAGUGUAACUCCCUGUUUUACGGUUAUGUUUGUUUUAAAUAUUCUAUAAUAAUUUGUAAUGAAGUUUGAAUCUUUUUUCUAUUUUUCCAUCCAAGAAGUGGUUAUGCUUUUGUGUUUUGUAUUCUGUGGCAUUUACAGUUUUUAAUUGCUUUGGCACAUUUUCUGAAACUUUUCUUUUUUAAUCUUUUGUGCACUUUGCAGAUACAAAACAGUUUAGAAUGUUUGAAAAAUUUAACUAAACAAGAUUAAAUUAAAAUGAAACAAAAUGUAGAACAGUCUUGUAAAAAAACACUUGUAAAAAAACCACUUAGUGGUUCAAAGACAAACACAGUCAUUAGAGUUAUAAACGUAUCUAAUCAUCCAGAUAUUGUCCAGAGAAUAUUACAGCACGUUUAGUCGUGUAGCGUGAGGAAGUCACAGACCCGUAUGACUAGUACCACACUGGAAAUGCUGUAAAUAUCUGCAACAUUACACAAUCAGUUAUAGAAAAAAGCAAAAGUUCAAAUCUUUAGCAGUUGUUAUCUGAACUGUCUUGGACUUGGAACCUCAAAGUGUCUACACAUAACUACAGAAUUCUUUUAUAUUGUAAUUUCUAGUGUUUCUCUGUUUAUAAAGUCAAUAUUUUCAUUACUUUAAGUUCAGUUUUGUCCUUUGUGUCUAUAUACCGGAACUCUGUACUAAACUAAUACUGUUGAUCCACAUAUGAAUGACUGGACACUUUUUUAUAUCACAUGAACUAUGAAAACAAUAAAGGAGAUGACAAUAUUACAGCCAAGAAAA
Boleophthalmus pectinirostris (great blue-spotted mudskipper) is the source of this 2271-nucleotide messenger RNA. RefSeq names its product cd7 antigen-like (gene cd7al). Gene Ontology annotation, molecular function: signaling receptor activity. Gene Ontology annotation, biological process: adaptive immune response. The record is from RefSeq and is a predicted model, not a curated record. The coding region runs from base 140 to 1222 and encodes 360 amino acids. The transcript has 5 exons. Gene Ontology annotation, cellular component: membrane. Lineage: Eukaryota; Metazoa; Chordata; Actinopteri; Gobiiformes; Gobiidae.